Messenger RNA from Owenia fusiformis, 690 nucleotides. NCBI's taxonomy places the organism in Eukaryota, Metazoa, Annelida, Polychaeta, Sabellida, Oweniidae. The record is from the annotation of a GenBank genome assembly.
UGUAACUGGGUAGAAAUGAAGUACCACGUUAUCCUUUUGAUUGCCUUGGUGUCUGCUGCGGUGCUGUUGGACAGUUCUGAUGCGUGGAGAUUAAGGGUACGGUUCCGACGUGUAUGGAGGGUAGUUAAAGCCCCGAUAUGCAGAUGGGCAGUUUCAAAGGUGUGUAGGGUUGUUGGCUGUACAUAUGCGGGUCCAUAUGGCUGUGUAGUUGCUAGAUAUGGUUGUUCCUGGGCAAGCAGAAAAGUUUGCGGUAGAAGAAGGAGACGGGAAUUAGUCGAGGAUACUUUGGAGAAAGGUGACCACCUCAUCCCAUUACCAGCUCUCUUUGAAACUUAUGACCUGGAUAACGACGAGCAAAUUUCUGUACAAGAGUUGGCUCUAGCUACGGGGAUGGACGAACUUGAGACACUUAAUGUGGUGUUCCCGUUAUGUGACGACGAUGGUGACGGCUUCCUGUCUCACGAUGAGUUUAUUAAUUCCCCACUCAUCUUUGAAGACCCUGAAGACAUCGAAAUGGAACGCAAAGAGGUGGCUGAAGAAAUGAAAAAGAAAACAGACGCUGAAACAUCAGAUACAGAGGGAUCCGGAAACACGUCUGCUAAAUCUGCAGAAGAUGGUGGUGAACGUGCCGUGGAUAAGUCAAAAGCCUCCGAUGAAGACGGGGCGCCAAAGAACCAACAAGAGAUGUAA